GUGAUGAAACGCGUCUCAUGUUCAGCGCUCUUCUUCACUGAUUCACACAAACCCAGUCCCUCACAGUCAGCGCAUGUGUUGUGUCUGUGUUUAUCUCAUCAUGUCAUAUUUGAUUUAAUGUAAUUAAGCGUCAUAUUUAAUGAUGGUGUCGUAUGUGGUGUCAGUGAGGUUCAUCAGCGGGUUUGUGUUCGGCGCUGGUUCCGGUAUCGCAGCUCUCAAACUGUACCUGUAUGAAGAAGAGAAAACAGACUCAGGAAGCUCCGUCCAUCGUAUCAUCGAGCGCUUCGGUCUUCCUCAAACCGGCGCCGAGACCAGAUUCUACAUCAACCACAUCUUAUCGUACGAUCAGAGCCGGCGGACGCCCAGAUGGGUGGCAGAACACCUGUCGGGUCAGAGGUUACAGGGUCAAGCCGACAGGAAACACUGCAAAUUCAAACCCGAUCCCAAGAUUCCCGAGCUCUUCACGGCCCGUAACGAGGACUACCUGCGCAGCGGCUGGUCACGAGGUCACAUGGCUCCUGCAGGAGACAACAAGAUCUCUGAGCAAGCGAUGGCCGAGACUUUCUAUCUGUCCAACAUCGUCCCUCAGAACUAUGAGAACAACGCCGGCUUCUGGAACAGGCUGGAGAUUUACUGCAGAGAUCUGACGCUGAGGUUCAGUGACGUGUGGCUGGUGUCUGGACCGCUGCUGCUGCCACAGGUGCGAGAGGAUGGGCGGAGGAUCGUCUCCUAUCAGCUGAUCGGAGAAGACGACGUUGCCGUUCCCACUCACCUGUACAAGGUGAUCCUCGCGCAGAAAGACUCGACUCUGGCUCUCGGGGCGUUCGUGGUCCCAAACGCUCCAGUCGGCUUCGAGCGUCCGCUGACGGACUUCCAGGUGAGCCUGUCUGAUUUAGAGCGCAUGUCCGGCCUGACGUUCUUCCCUGAAGUGGAUCGAGCCGAGCAGCUGAAGAACCUGUGUGACGUGGACUCGUGCCAGCUGAUGGACUUCACACAGUUCACGCUGUACAUCAGCGGCCGGAAGGUCAAGAGCGCCAGGACGCUCGCGCGGCUGGAGAAGGUCAUGACGGAGCUGAGGGACGCGGGAAUCACACCUGACGACUAUCUGACCAACCUUUACCUGGAGAAGAAACGAGAACUUGUGGAGAAGGAGAAGAAACCAGAGCAGUGAAGCGGUCUAGAUGUGUGUUUAAUUGGUUUCGCAGUAUUUUAGCAGAUUUGUGUGUUUUUUAUUAUUUUUACUUAAACAUUCCUGUUUUCUCAUCACAGUCAAAGCCUUGAAACUUACUUGAAACACCUGCUUAUUCAGUAUUACAUUUACAUAAAUAAAGCAUUUUAUUUCUCA
Molecule: messenger RNA, 1345 nt
Organism: Megalobrama amblycephala (Wuchang bream)
Lineage: Eukaryota; Metazoa; Chordata; Actinopteri; Cypriniformes; Xenocyprididae
Product: nuclease EXOG, mitochondrial-like
Exons: 6
Coding region: 140-1171 (343 amino acids)
Biological process (GO): apoptotic DNA fragmentation
Cellular component (GO): nucleus; mitochondrial inner membrane
Molecular function (GO): metal ion binding; 5'-3' exonuclease activity; single-stranded DNA endonuclease activity
Source: RefSeq, a predicted model, not a curated record